CGGUCAGUCAGUGGCUUUGUGACUCCGUUGCGAAAAGGAGGAGCUGCGAAUAGCGAAAAAUUCAGCAGCGAUUUUCGACAUCGCGACGGGCGCUUAGGUCUUCUGACCGAAAAAUUCAAACUGUGCUCAUGCCAUCGAUCGUGAAAACCAACCUCAAUUCUGCUCGUGCCGGCACAUUUUAAUAUUGUGUCUCGGUUCCAAAGUCCUUUUUUUUUGUUUAGAUUUUUUGUUGUUAUUUUUUUCUUUUGUUUUUUUUGUUAUUUUAUUUUGAUUUUUUUUUAAUUUCCCUAUAUAAGUGAAAAACGGCGUGCAUUUUUAGUUAUAGUUAUUUCCUGUGCUCUGUCUUCCUUUCUAAAAAAUUGAAAAUUUUGGAAAAUAGCGAGAAAAUCCUCUUGGCUUGAUUAAAAAAGAGGAAAAGCGGAGCUUAAACCUGGGAAAAGGAAGGGUCUUGGGAGAUCAUGAUCCUCAGGACGGCGGCAACGGCGCUGCAUAGAGCUCUGCUCCUCUCAGCAUGGUGGUGGUGCAUCCACAACGCCGGCGCGGAGACUGUUGACCCAGAGCUUGGGGAGACCGAAGAACUGGGCCUCACCAGGGAAUUCCUAGAGACGUCCCGGAUCUUAAAUUUAAUCCCUUCCCUCCCUAUCAGCGUCCCGGACUCCAAGGACGCGCAAUGUCGCAGCGAGAGUCUACUCCUUGAAACACAUCUCAGUAACAAAACGCUGUGGGCCUUUCAAAUGUGGGAUGCCAGUGAAAAACAUGGAGUGGGUUUAUCAUCUGGCAACCGUUAUCAGUUGGGGGAUUUUGACGAAUGCGUGGCUGUGACCAAGCCGAUCGUGGCGCAAUACUGUUUAGUUGAGAUUUUCCUUAAAGUACCACAAGAAUACAACACGGAAGACCCAUUUGCACGGAGCUACGAUCCCUUCAUCUCAACAUGGAGCAAACUUUAUUACGGCGGGGCUCCGAUCAAGCAGAAGCUGAACGAGAUCCGGUGGGCGCUGUGUUUGCCGGCCUCUUGUUCCGCCGACGACGUGAGCAAACACCUCAACGAGUUCUUGCGCCUCAACAACCGGACCGAACUCACCGUCUCGGUCAGCCCCCGGCUCUGCACCACCCUCGACCGACCCGCCGACAAAAUCCAAGUCGAGGAUAUCGUCUUCCUGUCACUUGCAGUGUUUCUGGUCAUUUUGGCAAUCGUCGGAACAGCAUUAGACUUCGUUGUCUUCAGGGAUAUUGAAAAUUGGGAUUGGAAUAUCGAGAGCCGUCUGACGAACUGCAUAAUGUGUUUCUCGAUGCGACGGGCGCUGCAAAGUCUAACUUCCCGAGGGAGUGUCAUCAAGGGCCUGGACUUCGCGCCACUGAACGGAAUGACAGCCAUGUCCAUGCUUCUCAUCAUCAUCGGCCACCGCUGGAGUUUCCGUCUUCCGGGCCCGCUUCAGAACUACGAAGAGAACGAAUCCGUGUACUAUGAGUAUUUGAUAUCGAUCUUUACGUCACACGUAGACUUGCUGGUCGAUACUUUUUUCACCGUCAGCGGACUUCUGAUGGUUUACAUCAUUAUGGAUCGGCUGAGUUCUCAGAGCAUCAGUUUCUGGAAGAUCGUUUUCUUCAGAUACAUUAGGUUGACUCCAGUUUACGCGGCUGUGAUCUUCUUCGCUGCAACUUGGUGGUACAAGUUGGGUAGCGGGCCCAUGUGGGAGUCUCUGGUGGGCCUCGACCGAACAAACUGCCGGGCCCAUUGGUGGGUCAACCUCCUUUACUUGAAUAAUUACAUCCAUCCCAACGACAGCUGCGGUUUCCACACGUGGUUCAUGCCGUGCGAGUUCCAUUUCUCAACGGCCAUCAUUCCGGUGAUCUUCCUGCUCAAGCGACGGCCCAAACGCGGCAUCGUCCUUCUUCUAAUCGCCCUUUGCGCCUCCAUCGUCAUUCCCUUCUGCAUCACCUACAUCGGCAAUAAACCGCCAAACCUCCAGUUCAACUUCAAGUUCUCACUCAAUCCUGCUGAAGACGAAUACUACCAGAGCCUUUACACGAAAUCUCAUACUCGCGCUGGACCAUACAUAGUAGGUGCGCUACUUGGAUACGUGCUGUACAAACAUGACUCCAAAAAGUUAUCCCUAAAAUCAACCUGGCUACAUGGGUUGUUCGGUGGAGUGGUGAUGAUGGUUGCCUGGUUCACAGGGGCUAUUUACUACGAUCCUACGUACAAGUAUAGCGUUCUUGAGUCGGCACUCUACGGCUCCUCUGUGAGGACGAUAUGGGGCAUCGGACUCUCUAUUCUCAUUUACUCCCUCGUGGUCGGCACUCACACGAUUGUUCACUCGAUUUUAUCCUGGAAGCCAUUUACGUUACUCUCCGGAUUGGCGUUCAAUGCAUACUUGGUCAAUUGCAUCUUCCCAGUUUCGUCCACUGCCAGUCGCAGAGCUGGCGACCACUUUUCGGUUAUGAAUUUCCUUACAGAAGCGACAGCAGAUGUUGUGUUCAGUUUAUCGUGCGGAUUUGUGCUUUACCUGCUUGUUGAGCGACCAUUCAGGCUACUCUUCACUUUGCUCUUAUCAAAUGUACAAAGGAAAGAAGAGGAAAAAUUAUCAACGGAAAACAAACAAGAAGGAUCAAUCCACAAAUUUUAAGUAUCACCUUAGGUGAAAUUAGGAUGGGUGCUUUCAUAGUGCCUGCUGGAAAAGACUGAUAGUUUUAUUGUGAAGUAAUUAAUUUAUCUUGACGAACAGUAAAAUGUAAUACAUUUUUGGAGUUUAGAUACUUGGUUGUAUCUCUAAGUCCUUAAAUAGUGCGAAAAAUUUGGACCAAGUCUCAAAAGGUCAUUUUGAGAGAAGGUCCAGGUUUCUCUUCUCCUAAUUCUUUGAAUUUAAAAUGAUGAUAAAUGCUCUAUGCAUUUUUCAACUUGAUUUUAAAUUAGUAAAAGAUUUAGUAAAACUGCAAUAAGGAAUGAAAUAACUUAUUAUUAAUGUGAAAUGAAAAGAUAACAACGUCGCUCCUCUGGUGUUAGGGCAAAACUGCUUUUGGAGAUUAGCCUUAUUAUCCAUUCUCCAUGCUUUACAGUGCUUAAGUAAAAGUGGAAAUAUGCUCUUACAUCAGAGAAGCGAUGAUAUAAUAAGAACAGUUGCACUGCCUAUUGAAAGAGGGA
This is a messenger RNA of Bemisia tabaci, 3142 nucleotides long. Its product is annotated as nose resistant to fluoxetine protein 6. NCBI's taxonomy places the organism in Eukaryota, Metazoa, Arthropoda, Insecta, Hemiptera, Aleyrodidae. The record is from RefSeq and is a predicted model, not a curated record. Gene Ontology annotation, molecular function: acyltransferase activity, transferring groups other than amino-acyl groups.